ACGGUAGGCAAUAUCUGAGCCAUCAAUCCAACAAAAAAUUAUGACCAUGGCAUUAAUUUCAUUGAAUGAAUUUCCAGCUAGUUUAGGUUUCCAAAUAUGUUAAUCUCCCUGUACCUUUGAUAUUCCUUUCCGUACAACUUUCCAGUGAUCCGACGCUGUUUUGGGUCAUGGACAGCGGAGAGCUUCAGAGGGUUGGAGUCCUUCAACGUCUUCCACUGCUUGUGAUCAACUUCGUUGCUGGGACUCUGGUUCUGCUUUUUGCACUUGCUGGAUUUUUCGCAGGAGGCAUUGCUGGUGCUUUAGCUGGUAAGGUUUCUGACAGUGGUAUUGUUCGUGGAGCUGGAUUGGGGGCUGUUGCUGGGGCAGUACUCUCUGUGGAGAUUUUGGAAGCUUCACGUGAGUUAUUGCAUCUUGGUCUGCCUGGCUCACGAAGAUCUUCAUUGAUGGCAGAAAUUACAGAGGAGCUUAUUUGUUGGAGGUUUGAGGAGGAAAACUUACCGCCGCCAGAAGUGCUAACUGCUAGCCAUUGGCAGGUUAACUUCGCUAAUCAUCACCAUGAUGAGAUUCGUGAUGGAGUAGUUGAAACCAGAGGGUUGUCAAGGGAUUUGCUCAAGAAAUUGCCAUGUCAUGAGAUUCUGGGGGAUACCAAGUCCGCUCGGGUUUCCUGUUGUACAAUAUGUUUGCAGGAUCUUGAAGUGGGAGAAACUGCAAGGACCCUGCCACUCUGUCAGCAUACAUUUCAUUUGGCUUGUGUGGACAAGUGGCUUGUUAGACAUGGUUCUUGUCCUUUGUGCAGACAAUAUGUGUGAAAGAAUUACUGCCUGGGUUUGUGUACAAAUGUGUUUCUAUAGGCAAUACGGGGAGGUGAUUUAGUGUAGUAUAUGUUGGUUAUCCCUGCCACUCUGUCAGCAUACAUUUCAUUUGGCUUGUGUGGACAAGUGGCUUGUUAGACAUGGUUCUUGUCCUUUGUGCAGACAAUAUGUGUGAAAGAAUUACUGCCUGGGUUUGUGUACAAAUGUGUUUCUAUAGGCAAUACGGGGAGGUGAUUUAGUGUAGUAUAUGUUGGUUAUCUGUAGCUUAGCCUUUGCAGUAUAUAUGUAUAUUAAAGUGUGAGGCUGUAUAUAUGUAUUGGAAAUAUGAUCUCACGGUUUCUGAUUAUGUAUUGACAACAGCCCCCUCUUGUGGUAGCAAAUAAAUUGUGUAGUAAAU
Messenger RNA from Fragaria vesca subsp. vesca, 1209 nucleotides. Its product is annotated as NEP1-interacting protein-like 2-like. Bases 168 to 809 code for a protein of 213 amino acids. NCBI's taxonomy places the organism in Eukaryota, Viridiplantae, Streptophyta, Magnoliopsida, Rosales, Rosaceae. The record is from RefSeq and is a predicted model, not a curated record. The transcript has 5 exons.